UUAAUAUAAAAACCGAAUGAAAGCACGUUAGGUACCGACGACUGACUUCCGUCUGGAAAACUUCUGCAACUCUUCCAAUCCACCAAUGGCGGCCCUCACCCGCCUCUUCAAACCCCAAUUCUCAUCCCUAUUAUUCCACCGAUCACUUUCCACCCUUUCCCAAACCAAUUCUUCACCGCCCCACACAGAUGAUCCUAACGAUGGUGGUUCUAGAAGCUUCCAGUGGGUGUUUUUAGGCUCCCCCGGCGUCGGAAAAGGAACAUAUGCUAGCCGACUCUCCACUCUUCUCGGUGUCCCUCACAUCGCCACCGGUGAUCUCGUCCGACAAGAGUUACCUCUUUCUCCUCAGCUUGAUGAGGUAGUAAAUCAAGGGAAGCUGGUUUCAGAUGAAAUUAUAUUUAACUUGUUAUCAAAGAGACUCGAAGCCGGAGAAUCAAGAGGUGAAUCGGGGUUUAUUCUUGAUGGUUUUCCUCGAACAAUAAGACAAGCUGAAAUUCUUGAUGAGGUGACAGAAAUUGAUUUGGUGGUAAAUUUGAAACUGAGAGAAGAUGUACUGAUUGAGAAAUGUUUGGGAAGAAGGAUAUGCAGUGAAUGUGGAAAAGGUUUCAAUGUGGCUGCAAUCGAUGCAAAGGCCGAGAAUGGGUUGCCAGGAAUGAGCAUGCCGCCGCUUCUGCCACCUCAGCAGUGUGCUUCGAAGCUCAUUACUCGCGCUGAUGACACUGAACCUGUUGUCAGAGAGCGACUUCGUGUUUAUAAAGAAAAGAGUGAACCGGUAGAGGAUUAUUACAGAAAGCAAGGGAAGUUAAUUGAGUUUGAUCUCCCUGGAGGGAUCCCAGAAUCUUGGCCAAAGUUGCUGGAAAUUCUUAAUCUAGAUGAUUACCAUCAUAAAAAGUCAGCUGCUGCAUAGUUUGAGUUGUUUCUGUUUAUAAACAAACCCAUAUCAUUAUUUGUAAAAUUUAAGAUACCUGGUAUUCUUCUCAAAUAAGACAGAAGGGGGAACUCAAAGUCUGUUGAAUGUAUACAGAAAGAUUUUUCUUAUGGUUUAUGCUAUGUAAGUGGCACUUUUAGAAAGCCAUAUACUUUUGGUUAUUUUGGUGUUUCUGUCAUUUGUAAAUGAAAGUUAUUUUUCAACUA
Messenger RNA from Helianthus annuus (common sunflower), 1134 nucleotides. Its product is annotated as adenylate kinase 1, chloroplastic. Gene Ontology annotation, biological process: nucleobase-containing compound metabolic process. The record is from RefSeq and is a predicted model, not a curated record. The coding region runs from base 86 to 907 and encodes 273 amino acids. The transcript has 4 exons. Gene Ontology annotation, molecular function: AMP kinase activity; ATP binding. NCBI's taxonomy places the organism in Eukaryota, Viridiplantae, Streptophyta, Magnoliopsida, Asterales, Asteraceae. Gene Ontology annotation, cellular component: mitochondrion; cytoplasm.